This is a messenger RNA of Ipomoea nil (Japanese morning glory), 1019 nucleotides long. RefSeq lists its product as uncharacterized. Bases 107 to 589 code for a protein of 160 amino acids. The transcript has a single exon. The record is from RefSeq and is a predicted model, not a curated record. Lineage: Eukaryota; Viridiplantae; Streptophyta; Magnoliopsida; Solanales; Convolvulaceae.
UCCACUUGAGAGCCAGAAAGAUAAGAUAGAAACUAGAAAGUUUGAAGAGAUCAGAAGAAUUUUAAUUUUGAUUUUAUUUUUCUUCUUUUUCAAUUCGAUCGAGAAAAUGGGCAAUAGUCUAAGGUGCUGUUUGGCUUGCGUUCUUCCAUGUGGAGCUUUGGAUUUGAUCCGUAUAGUGCACUUGAACGGCCACGUGGAGGAGAUAACGCAUCCGAUCACCGCCAACGAAGUGCUUAAGAACAAUCCCAAUCACGUUUUGAGCCAACCCAGUUCUCAGGGCAUGGUUCGCCGGAUUCUGAUCCUGUCGCCGACGUCGGAGCUCAAGAGGGGCAGCAUCUACUUCUUGAUUCCGGCGUCUUCCAUCCCCGCCGACAAGAACAAGAAGAAAAACGCCGGCAGCGCCGCCGUGAAGUCCGGGAAAAAGAGCGGCGAGAAAUUGUUCCACGUUAAUGGAGCAGCAGCAGCGAAGGCCGGGUGCGAUCGUUAUUCCACGGAAAAGAAGUCGUCGUCGUCGGCGUCGCACCGGCGGCGCCGGAGCGGUAAAGUCGGAGAAUGGAGGCCCCAUCUCGCUAGCAUUUCAGAAGAUUAAUCAAUCCAACGUUUUUGUCCUCCCAGGCAUUUGCAUGGGGAAUUUCGAUCUUGUGGAUAUAUUUUCUUUUGCUUUUUUUUUUUUUUUUUUUUUUGGGUGUUUAUUCAACCUGGAUCUGCAUGUAACAACGGCGGAUCAGAAGCUGAAGCCGGCGGCGGUGACGGCCACGCCGGUGCAUGUGUGAGUGGAGACGAUGAUGAUGGAGUGUUACGUUUUUGCCCCCAAGAAAUUGACAAGAAAGGGGUUUUCAUGGUUUGUACUCAGAGGAUGGGAAGUUGUACUUUGAGCAACAAAAACCCUCGAGGAGAUUCAUGUAUCCAAUUCAAGUAAAAGAGGAAAUGCAAAAUAUUCAUAUUUUUCCUCUUUCUUCUCAAUUUUUGGGGCUAAAAUUGACUAAUAACAUUUCAUGUAAUACAUACUUUUUUUUUUU